UUCAGUUCAGGGGUUAGCUGAUUGCCCUGCGAGCUUGUAAAUAGCAUUCUGCAAAUUAUAACUCAAAAUCAUAACAAAAAUGUCAGCAACAACGCGCGCACAUUGGAAAGAAUAUUGUCAAAUUUGGCAAUGAAUAAUCAGGACAUUGCACAGUUAGAAAUAUUUUGUGAACAAUUGUAUCAAUCUCCUGACCCAUCAGUUCGCAAUGAAGCAGAAAAAGCAUUAGUGUUGUUUUCGAACUCUCCUGACUGCUUGCAAAAAUGUCAAUUUCUGUUAGAACGAGGAACUUCUUCAUAUUCGCAACUUCUAGCAGCAUCUACCAUCACAAAAUUGAUCACCCGAGGUUCUACAUCACUCACAUUAGAUAAUAGAGUGGAUAUACGAAAUUACCUUCUAAACUAUUUUGCUACAAGAUCGAAACUUGUUCCCUUUGUGGUUCAGGCAUUAUCACAGCUUUUAGUUAAAUUAACAAAAUAUGGCUGGUUCGAAUCAAAGAACGAUGCUUGGGUUUUCCGCACAGUUACAGAUGAUAUUCGUCGCUUUCUUCAAGGCUCAUUAGAUCAUUGCAUUAUUGGAGUCAAACUGCUGACUGAACUUGUUGCAACAAUGAAUCAGAGUGAAGAAAAUUUAUCUCUGUCAAAAAAUAGAAAGAUCUCUGCGUCUUUUCGUGAUUCUGCACUUUUUGAAAUUUUUACAUCAGGGUUAAAUAUGAUCAAGCAGAUGUCAAAUGAUAAAUUAACGUUUCAAGACCAGCAGAAGACUACACUGUUGGGCGGCUUGUUAUCACUUGUUCGGUCAUGUUUGGUAUAUGAUUUUAUUGGUACAUCUUUUGAUGAAUCAACUGAUGAUAUUGGUAUAGUUCAUGUUCCCACCACAUGGAAACAAACAUUUCUGGAUUUCUCCUUUCUCCACUUGUUUAUGGAUUUGUAUCUCAUAGUUCCAGUAGAACUUUCUUCUUUGGCAUUGUCAUGUUUUGUACAAUUAGCAUCUAUUCGAAGAUCGUUAUUUGAUGGAACUGAACGGGCAAAAUACUUACAAGAGUUAAUGAAUGGCGUUAAAAAGGUUUUGGAUAGCUCACAGAAACUGGAAAACACUGAUAACUACCAUGAAUUCUGUCGUUUACUUGCAAGAAUCAAAGCAAACUAUCAACUUGGUGAAAUCAUCAAAACAGAUGAUUACAAACAAAAUAUGCAGAUGAUCACCAAAUUCACAGUAACAAGUUUAAGGGUUCUUCAAUUUGCACCGAAUAGUUUAUAUUAUCUUUUAAACAUGUGGCAGAAAAUGGUUUCAUCUUGUCCUUUCGUUCGUGCCAGUGAUUCACAUUUGCUGGACCAGUUUACCCCUGAGAUAACAGAAGCAUAUAUAACAUCACGAUUAGAAACAGUGAAAGAAAUUUUGCAAAAUGGUUCUGAAGAUCCUCUAGAUGACAAAUCAACUCUUUAUCAGCAACUUGACCAGAUUUCCACAAUAGCAAGAUGUGACUAUCCAAAAUCAUGCAGUUUAUUGAUUCAAGCAUUCGAUCGUUCUGCGCAAUCAUAUCAAGAAUUACUCGGGAGUUCUACCACACUAACUUUACAAAUACAUGAAGGUCAAUUGACAUGGCUGGUUUAUAUUAUUGGAUAUUGUAUCGGAAGUCGUGUGUCUUUCUCUUCAACGGAUGAGCAUGAUCGACUUGAUGGAGAACUUUGCUCCAGGAUAUUAAGACUGAUGAAUUUAACAGAUAUGAAACUUCCACAAAUUGGUUCCGAAAAACUUGAACUAUCUUUACUUACUUUCUUUGAACAAUUUAAAAAAAUAUAUAUUGGCGACCAAGUGAACAAAUCUUCAAAGGUUUAUCAAGUUGUGUCUGAACAUUUAGGCAUAUCAGACGAAACAGCAAUGCUUGGUUUGUUUACCAGAAAAAUCAUUACAAAUAUGAAGUACUGGUCUCACAGUGAGAAAAUUAUAAAUGCUACUCUAAGUCUACUCAAUGAUUUAUCUAUGGGAUACAGCAGUGUGAGGAAGUUGGUAAAAUUAGAUGCUGUACAAUUUGUGCUGAAUAAUCAUACACCUGAACACUUUCCUUUCUUGGGCAUUCAUGCUAACACGGUCACAAAGUGCAGGUCACUUUUUUAUACAGCUCUUGGAAGAUUUUUACUGGUUGAUACUGGUGACGAAGAAGAACGGUUUAAAGUGUUUAUCAUACCUCUCUCAGCUGCACUGGAGAACUUAUCGUCACGAGUUAACCCAUCUAACACUGCUACAUACCCUGCUGAUGAAACUAAGCGUUUGAUCAUUGGUGUGUGUAGAGAUUUAAAAGGUCUGGCUCUUGCUUUUAAUACACGGUCAAGUUUCCAAAAUUUCUUUGGUUGGUUAUAUCCCAAAUAUACUGAAGUCUUACAACGAGUUCUUGAAAUGUCAUAUCAUGAUGCUGAAAUUGCAAAUAGUGUUUUAAAACUGAUAUGUGAACUAACACAGAACCGUUCACAACGCUUGCAGUUCGACAUCAUGGUGGCGAAUGGAGUUUUAUUGUUUCGAGAAGUUAGUAAAACGCUAGUAACAUACGGGAGUCGUGUUCUAACGUUAUCAAAUAUUCCAAAUGAUCAAGUAUAUAAUGUCAAAUUAAAAGGGAUUUCUUUGAGUUUUGACAUGUUAAAAGCUGCACUUUCUGGUGGCUAUGUCAACUUCGGUGUACUCAGAUUGUAUGGUGACGACGCUUUAGAUAACGCUAUUAGAAUUUUCGUCAAAUUAUUAGAAUCAAUCGAACAACGCGAUAUCAUGGAUUAUCCGAAACUGAGUAAAAGAUACUACACGUUAAUUGAAGUUAUUGUCGAGAAUCAUAUUGAUCACGUGUGCAACUUGGAUCCACAAGUCUUCGUAUACAUUAUUUCAACAGUAUCUGAAGGACUCACGGCUUUAGAUCUGGGUAUCUCGACUGGAUGUUGUGCUGCGUUAGAUCACAUUGUCACUUAUUUAUUCACUAAUUGGUUAAAAGCCUCGAAAAGUGGUGAUCCUAUGAAGGACGUUGACCAACAUCCAGCCUUAAAAAUAUUAGAAUUAAGGCCGGAAAUUUUUCAACAGAUGUUAGUCAGUGUGAUGAAUAUCGUGAUGUUUGAUGACUGUCGAAACAUGUGGUCAAUGUCGCGACCUUUGCUUGGUCUUAUCCUUCUCAACGAAAAAUUCUUUACCGUUCUUGAAGAACGUAUUACUCAGUUGCAACCGAGUACAGAAAAGCAGCAGCAGCUAGCGACAUACUUUCGUGAACUCAUGGAGGAUGUGGAAAGAUCUCUUUCAACCAAAAACCGAGACAGAUUUACUCAGAAUUUAUCAGGCUUUCGAAGCAACGUCAAGACUUUGUUUGGUGUGUUGGCAUCACAAGCAGUACCUCUCCUCGAGAUAAUGGGAUUCUCAAUGUGAAAUUUUACAUGAAAAAAAAUAACUGUGGCUUAGUUCAUCUGUCAAGGAAAUAUUUAUCCGAUCAGUUUUCAUCAAAAAUAAUAGGUAACUCGCCAAUACUUUUGAAAGAAGAACAUGAUUUCUUUUUUGUAGACGUUUUUUUAUUCUUGUUUAUAUGGUACCAGAAAAGCUGUUAGAUUUUUAGAAAUUUGAAGUCGUGUUGUGA
Molecule: messenger RNA, 3601 nt
Organism: Hydractinia symbiolongicarpus
Lineage: Eukaryota; Metazoa; Cnidaria; Hydrozoa; Anthoathecata; Hydractiniidae
Product: exportin-7-like
Exons: 34
Coding region: 130-3396 (1088 amino acids)
Biological process (GO): protein export from nucleus
Cellular component (GO): nuclear pore; cytoplasm
Molecular function (GO): small GTPase binding; nuclear export signal receptor activity
Source: RefSeq, a predicted model, not a curated record